CCAUUUGCCAAACCAAGAGAAAUAACACUAGCAUUUAUGCGCACUGAACUCAUCUCCUCCUCCCACCUCUCUAUACAGUGGAAGGAUAAACCCUAACCCUAGAGAAGAGAAGCCAUGGGAGAUGUCCCACCAUCGAAGGGCAAAGAUCGGAAGGUUCCGAUCCCUGGCCAAAGAAACAUCUUGAUUACCAGCGCCUUGCCCUAUGUUAACAACGUCCCUCAUCUUGGCAACAUCAUCGGAAGUGUUUUGAGUGCAGAUGUGUUUGCUCGCUACUGCCGUCUUCGUGGCUACAACACAAUAUACAUGUGUGGGACGGACGAGUACGGGACGGCGACCGAGACGAAAGCCAUGGAAGAGAACUGCACCCCUAAGCAGAUCUGCGAUAAAUACCAUGCAAUCCACAAGGAGGUCUAUGAUUGGUUUGAUAUAAGUUUUGAUGAGUUCGGGCGGACAUCAAGUCCCCAGCAGACUGAAGUUUGCCAAGCAAUAUUCAAGAAGCUGAUGGAGAACAAUUGGCUUUCUGAAAACACAAUGCAACAGCUUUACUGUGACACAUGCAACCGCUUCCUAGCUGACCGUCUUGUGGAGGGCAUAUGCCCUACGAAAGAUUGCAACUACGAGUCUGCACGAGGGGACCAGUGUGAAAAAUGUGGAAAGUUGUUGAAUCCAACUGAACUUAAGGAUCCCAAGUGCAAGGUAUGUCGGACCACUCCACGUAUUCGUGAUACAGAUCACUUGUUUCUAGAGCUCCCAUUGUUGAAGGAUAAAUUGGAAGAUUAUAUCAAUCAUAUGUCAGUGGCUGGAUCCUGGAGUCAAAAUGCUAUCCAAGCAACACAUGCUUGGUUGAAGGAAGGUUUGAAACCCCGAUGUAUAACUAGGGAUCUUAAGUGGGGUGUUCCUGUUCCACAUGAUAAGUUUAAAGACAAGGUUUUUUAUGUAUGGUUUGAUGCACCAAUUGGGUAUAUCUCAAUCACUGCAUGCUAUACCCCUGAUUGGGAGAAGUGGUGGAAGAAUCCAGAAAAUGUGGAGUUGUAUCAGUUUAUGGGCAAAGAUAAUGUGCCAUUCCAUACGGUAAUGUUUCCUUCAAGCCUUCUUGGAACUGGCGAAAACUGGACGUUGAUGAAGACUAUCAGUGUUACGGAAUAUCUGAACUAUGAAGCAGGGAAGUUCUCCAAGAGUAAGGGUGUGGGAGUUUUUGGCAAUGAUGCAAAAGAUACAAACAUUCCAGCAGAAGUAUGGCGGUACUACUUGCUGACUAAUAGGCCGGAGGUUUCAGACACAUUGUUUACAUGGGCAGACUUGCAGGCCAAACUAAACAGCGAGUUGCUGAGUAACUUGGGCAAUUUUGUUAAUCGGGUCCUGAGUUUCGUUGCUAAACCUCCAGGAUCAGGAUACAAUUGCACCAUUCCUGAUGCUCCAGAUGCAGAAUCGCAUCUCUUAACUAAGACGUUAGCAGAGAAAGUUGGCAAAUACAUGGAGCAGUAUGUAGAAGCCAUGGAGAAGGUUAAGCUAAAACAAGGUCUCAAAACUGCAAUGAGCAUUUCUAGUGAAGGAAAUGCAUAUCUACAGGACAGCCAAUUUUGGAAGCUUUAUAAGGAAGAUCCAACUUCAUGUUCCAUUGUGAUGAAGACUUCAGUUGGGCUUGUUUUUCUUCUUGCAUCUUUGUUAGAACCCUUCCUGCCAUCCUUUUCUGUUGAGGUACUGAAGCAGCUUAAUUUACCUCCUGAAAAACUCUCAUUGUGCGAUGAAAAAGGAGAUGUUGACAGGGCAAGAAGACCUUGGGAUAUAGUUCCUACUGGCCACAAAAUAGGGACACCAGAACCCUUGUUUAAGGAACUGAAAGAUGAAACUGUGGAGUUCUUGAGAGAGAAGUUUGCUGGAAGUCAAGCUGAUAGGAUUGAGAAAGCAGCAGCUGAAGAACAAAAGAUUGCUGAGCAGCUAAAGAAAACGAAAGUCUCAGAUGGAAAUGUUAAGAAACAACGCCAAACUAAGCCUGCAGCAGAAGGAAAACCGAACGCAGCUGAAGUGGAAAUAUCUGUUUCGAGACUCAAUAUUCGUGUAGGCCUCAUUACGAAAGUUCAGAAGCAUCCAGAUGCUGAUUCCCUUUAUGUGGAAGAGAUUGAUGUGGGUGAACAGUCACCACGUACUGUUGUUAGUGGCCUUGUCAAAUACAUUCCUCUUGAAGAGAUGCAGAAUCGGAAAGUUUGUGUUCUUUGUAAUCUGAAACCAGCUACCAUGCGUGGGAUAAAAUCACAGGCAAUGGUGUUGGCUACUUCUAAUGAUGACCACACAAAGGUGGAGUUGGUGGAUCCACCUCAGUCCGCUCCUGUUGGAGAGAGAGUAAUGAUUCCAGGGUUUCCUGGGGAGCCAGAUGAUGUGCUCAACCCGAAGAAGAAGGUUUGGGAGACGGUGCAAACUGAUCUACAUACUAAUGCAGAGCUGGUGGCCUGUUACAAAGAUGUGCCCUUCACUACUUCAGCAGGUGUUUGUAAGGUCUCGUCCAUAUCUGGUGGGUCUAUAAGGUAGACAUCUCAUGCAAAGAUAUUGCAUUCAUCUUCUCGCAUGCAUGGAUGGAUGUAACACUAGUUUGUGUCCUGCACUGUGGGCUCAAUGUGCGCGUUUGGCUGCCUGGUGACAUGGUAAAUUUGGUUUUGCAUGUUAUGCACUAUUUUGCCAAGAAAGGGAAA
Molecule: messenger RNA, 2687 nt
Organism: Magnolia sinica
Lineage: Eukaryota; Viridiplantae; Streptophyta; Magnoliopsida; Magnoliales; Magnoliaceae
Product: probable methionine--tRNA ligase
Exons: 17
Coding region: 115-2526 (803 amino acids)
Biological process (GO): methionyl-tRNA aminoacylation
Cellular component (GO): aminoacyl-tRNA synthetase multienzyme complex; cytosol
Molecular function (GO): ATP binding; tRNA binding; methionine-tRNA ligase activity
Source: RefSeq, a predicted model, not a curated record